Penicillium malachiteum is the source of this 1461-nucleotide messenger RNA. RefSeq lists its product as uncharacterized. Lineage: Eukaryota; Fungi; Ascomycota; Eurotiomycetes; Eurotiales; Aspergillaceae. The record is from RefSeq and is a predicted model, not a curated record. Bases 1 to 1461 code for a protein of 486 amino acids. The transcript is spliced from 2 exons.
AUGAACAAGAUGAUUCUCAGCUGCGUUUUGGUCUCUGUGUGUGCGUUGUUGGUCGCUGCCGUCUUGCACGGCCGCAACGUACGCGCUCGCCGUUCGCAGCCCCCGCCCCGACCUGCUCACUCUCUUAAUGAGUGCGGCCAGCAGGAAGAAGCCCUGCCCGACUCGACAGCUUCAGGACCGACCAACGAGCAACUCUUGGCCACCAGAGUACUCCAGUUGGAAGGUCAACUGAACGAUUACAAGUCCGUAUGCGACAAGGUUUGCGCCGAGAACACAGAUCUCGAUAUCGUCAACUGGCGGUUGAAGUUUGACCUGCAGGAAUCACAGGCCUCUCUGGCUAGAGCUCGCCAACAGGCUGAUGUUCGCCGUGAGGCUCGUGUUGCCCAACAGGUGAACGGUCCCCUACCCGUUCCUCAGACUCCUGCCAACGCAAACCACGACGCCCUAGUCGCGAACCUUGAACAAACCGUGACCCGCCUGGAAGAGUCAUUGGCACGUGAACAGGUUCAGAACGAACACGUCGCGAACCUUCAACAAACCAUGGCCCGCCUGGAAGAGUCAUUGGCAAGUGAAAAGGUUCAGAAUACGGAGUACCAGAAUACCCUUCGCGCCAACCAGGAAUUAUAUUGGCAACAUUUGAUGUUUUUCCGAGCAUUGAGCAAGGAGGAGUAUGACGAAGCUGUCGGCAAUGCCUUUCCGGAUAUUCUCAACUGUUUUGGCGAGGCUUUUGACCGUUUGGUUGAAAACCGAGCUGCCAGUCUGAUCAGCCGCCAGGACGAGGCUAUUGCUGCCCCAGUCCCACUGAUCAAUCGAAAUAUUCCGCAGAUCGGCACCGAUGAAAUGGACCAAAAGAAGAAGCCGACAUCGACAGAGUACCAACAGACCAAUAUCGAGGUCAUGGAGGGGAUUGAGGACUCUCCUGAAGUUCCUCACAUGGACGGGGUUGAGUAUCCCACGGAGUCAUCCGUGUUUGCUCAGGUUUCUUCCAUGGAGGGAAUUGAGGGUACUGCUCCGGUCCCCUGCAAGGCUGAGGUGGAGGUUGACUCAGUGUCUGGCUCCCCGAAGGAAAGCGAGGCCGUCCGGGAACUGUACAACGUGGCGAAGGAAAUUGCCCAAUUGAAGUUCCCCGAAUCGCACCUGCAGGGAUAUUACACGGCCAUGAAUCGGCUCAAGAGCGCCCUCGACAACCAAGAAGCUGCACUCGCGCAGCUUGGCUCCGAGAGCCGUCGGGCAGUUAAGGAGGAUAGCCGGGAUGACCAACUUGCGCGCGGCAUACGUACCGGACUUCAGGCUCAAGACCCAGUGCAACAGACAGAGGCCAAACUCCGAGAGGAACUGCGUCUCUCGCAAGAGAGUGUAGCCGCCUAUGAGGAGACGGUCAAGCAAUGGGCCGAAGGAUACCAAGAAGUCGAAGAAAUGUACAACGAAGCCAAAGAAAUUCGGCUCCACGAGAGGAUUUAG